Messenger RNA from Dufourea novaeangliae, 2331 nucleotides. RefSeq lists its product as uncharacterized. Lineage: Eukaryota; Metazoa; Arthropoda; Insecta; Hymenoptera; Halictidae. The annotation marks the transcript as partial. Gene Ontology annotation, molecular function: nucleic acid binding. The transcript is spliced from 2 exons. The record is from RefSeq and is a predicted model, not a curated record. Gene Ontology annotation, biological process: DNA integration.
AUGUAUCAAAAGAUCCUGUGGCGGGCAGCACGAGAACAGCCAAUUAAGACCUAUGAAUUAAAUACGGUCACGUACGGCACAGCUUCUGCACCCUUUUUGGCGGUUCGGUGCUUGAAACAAAUAGCGGAGGAUGAAUCGAGGAAGUUUCCAUUAGCAUCACAAAUUUUCAAACGUGAUUUUUAUGUUGAUGAUAUGCUCACGGGAGCCUCUGAUUUUGAAAGCGCUCGAAAGUUGCGAGAUGAACUAAUAGCUCUCGCACAGCUAGGCGGUUUUCAUCUGCGUCAAUGGAUGUCUAACGACAUUGGUCUUAUUGAGACAUUAAAUACGGGCACUCAGCAGAAACUGCUGUGUUUAGAAGCAACUGAUUCGAAGAAAACGUUGGGAGUAGUAUGGAAUCCUGCUGAGGAUUACCUAUUAUAUUCCGUGAAAUCUUCAUCGGACAGUACGCGUAUGACAAAACGACUGAUGUUGUCGCAGAUUGCUCAAUUAUUCGAUCCGCUAGGAUUAUUAGGUCCCAUAAUUGUACAAGCGAAAAUUUUAAUGCAGCAACUGUGGAAGUCAAACGUAGGGUGGGACGAAACCGUUCCGCAGCAGGUAUAUUUACCGUGGUCACACUUCAAGAAUGAAUUAUACCUGCUCAGUUCCUUUACCACUCCGCGACAUGUGAUCAUGAAGCAAGCGACGCAAUUGCAAUUGCAUGGCUUCUGCGAUGCAAGCGAGACGGCCUACGGGGCUUGUAUCUAUAUUAGAUCAAGUAACAACAAUAGCAAACAUCAGGCGUCUCUUUUGUGCGCCAAAUCGCGGGUAGCGCCAGUUAAGACCCUCUCGCUUCCUCGACUGGAGCUGUGUGCGGCCAAAUUGUUGGCAAACCUAUAUUGUGAGGUGACUAAUGCAAUGUCGCACUUGCAUUUUGAUCGUGUCAAAUUUUGGUCUGACUCCACCAUUACAUUACAUUGGAUAGCGACACCUCCACAUCAGUUAAAAACUUUCGUGGCCAAUAGGGUUAGCGAAUUACAGUCAUUAACUGAUCCAAAGGAUUGGGCUCACGUAGCAACCAUUGCGUACAUGCGAUGCUUCGUGUGUAACGCAAGGGUUGGGGGUGCGAAAAGGCACGGUAGUCUCACACCUGAAGAAAUUCAAGCGGCUCACCUUUCCAUUAUUAGAUUAGUGCAAAAAGAGGCAUUCACGUCAGAUAUGCAAAAUUUAAAACUUGGUAAAUCAGUUAACAAGGCUAGCAAAUUGAUUAAUUUACAUCCGUUUUUAGACAAGGAGGAAAUACUUAGAGUCGGUGGCAGGUUAAAGCAUGCUCCGAUUAGUUUUGAUCAAAAAUAUCCGAUUUUGUUACCAAGGAAGCAUCAUUUGACAGAUUUAAUAAUAGAAGGGGAGCAUUUGCGUCAAUGGCACGCUGGUACUCAGGCUACGUUACACGCAGUUCGGCAACGAUAUUGGCCUAUUGACGGUAAGAAUAGUACACGUUGUAUUAUUCAUAGAUGUAUUCGUUGCUACCGAGCAUGUCCCAAGGUAGCGUCUUACAUGAUGGGCGACCUACCUGCUGCGAGGGUCACACCAACUCGUCCUUUUGAGAAUGUCGGUAUAGACUAUUGUGGUCCGUUUUCAAUUAAAGAGAAGAAAGUUCGGAACCGUACAGCAGUAAAGGCGUACGUUGCAGUCUUUGUUUGUUUUGUGACAAAGGCAGUUCAUUUGGAGUUAACAACUGAUUUAACUACCGAGGCGUGCUUAGGAGCAUUAAAGCGUUUCUUCGCGAGAAGAGGUAUAGCCAGUCAUAUAUACACGGACAAUGCAACUAAUUUUGUAGGAGCCAGAAAUGAGAUAGUUAAAUUAAAGGCAUUUUUAUCUUCUGAUGAAUAUCGCACUAGGGUUCAAGACUUUUGCAAUAAGGAAAACGUACAGUGGCAUUUCAUUCCACCACGGUCACCGCAUUUUGGAGGCCUAUGGGAAGCCGCUGUACGAUCGUUUAAAAAGCAUUUGUAUAGAACUGUUGGAAACGGAUUGUUCACCUAUGAACAAUUCAAUACAUUUAUUAUUCAAAUUGAGGCGAUUCUCAAUUCUCGACCUCUUAUCCCACUUUCCUCGGAUCCAAACGACCUAAUUGCCCUCACUCCAAGCCAUUUCCUUAUUGGGGACUCGCUGUCGACUCUGUCAGAGGGUGAUUUUCGAGAUGUGGCUACUAAUCGCCUUUCUUUGUGGCAACACAUUGAGAAGGUCAGACAGCAUUUCUGGUCCAGGUGGCAUCGUGAUUAUUUACAUCAACUGCACACCAGAAACAAAUGGCAUCUCGGAGAUACUGCACGUUACAAGGAGGGAGCUAUG